AUGAUUUACUGGAAUAACAUUUCGGUUCGUUAUCCAAACAAUACCUUGUGUGAAAAUAACGGAGAAAGGAGAGGAUGGAGUCGAACAUCGCCUGCGGAUAGAUUUCAUUCCAGGCAAUCGGUUAGAGACAGUUCUGUGCGUACGAUCUUUGGCUUCGGAAACUUGGUAGAUGCUGCUACAUUUCAGAACAGCUGCUAUACUGAUAAAUAUUUAUUUGACACACGCCUGUGGGGCGAGAUGGCUCACUGGUUAGAGCGCGAGUUUCCUGACCAGAAGGUCUGUGAUUCGAACCCGACCUCUGCGUCUCGACUUCCCCUGUCAAGACUUGGGCAACCUGACAGUAUCUCAGCCCUCGUGCUUCUUUCAGGUGGCAUGGCAGCUGGGCACCGAAAGGGUGUUGCGGUUGAACGACUACACACGUUUGUGCCAACAAUGUCACCACCAGUUCUCUCUCGACAAUGCACAUUGGUUUCAGCUGCUACAGUUUCGAUCACCGAAAAACGGGGAAGUGGAACAUGCAACCAAGCCUUGGAGGGGAAGGCAUGUUUGGUUCACACACUGGAGUUGGGUUUGGCUUAA
Molecule: messenger RNA, 579 nt
Organism: Opisthorchis viverrini
Lineage: Eukaryota; Metazoa; Platyhelminthes; Trematoda; Opisthorchiida; Opisthorchiidae
Exons: 3
Coding region: 1-579 (192 amino acids)
Source: RefSeq, a predicted model, not a curated record